GACUCGAACAUAAAGCUCCCGCAAGCACACGUCUUGUCCACGCCAGCCGCCGUGAGGCCAUCCCAUUCUGCACCGAGCCGCCACCCGGGAAACUACAGUCCGGCCGAUAAUCAUGGACUACGACGCUCUCAAGGAGCAAUGGGGCGAGGUCGAGGACCGCGACGGCGUCCGCCUGAGCUGGAACGUCUUCCCAAGCACCCGCAUGGAAGCGUCGAGAUUGGUCGUCCCCAUUGGUGCCCUCUACACCCCGCUCAAGGAGAAGCCCGACACGCCCCUGCUGCAGUUCGAGCCCGUCACCUGCAAGCAGCCAUGCCGCUCGGUCCUGAACCCCUUCUGCCAGGUCGACGUGCGCGCCCGCCUCUGGAUCUGCCCCUUCUGUCUGUCGAGGAACCCGCUUCCGCCGCAUUACAAGGAUAUCACCGCCAAUGCCAUCCCCCCCGAGCUGCAUCCGUCCAAUACGACCAUUGAGUACAGGCUCUCACGGCCGGCGCCGAGUCCUCCCAUCUUUCUUUAUGUCGUGGACACGUGCCAAGAGGAGGACAGCUUGGCCGCCCUCAAGGAGUCUCUGAUUAUGAGUCUCAGCCUCCUGCCCGAGCACGCCCUGGUUGGCCUGAUCACCUACGGAACCAUGGCCCAGGUGCACGAGAUCGGCUACACCGAGUGCGCCAAGUCGUACGUCUUCCGCGGCAGCAAGGAGUACAGCGCCAAGCAGGUUCAGGAAAUGCUCGGCUUGGUGCAGCCUGUCCUUCGCCCGGGGAUGCCUCCUCACCAGGCCGGCCGGCCCAUGAUGGGUCCCGCCGCUCGGUUCCUGCUCCCGGUUGCGCAGGCCGAGUUCCAGCUGACCAAAGCACUGGAGCAGCUGCAGAAGGACCCUUGGCCGGUUACCAGCGAUCGCAGGAACCUCCGCUGCACCGGUGUUGCCCUCUCGGUCGCCGUCGGCUUGCUCGAGACGUCAUUCCAGAAUGCCGGUGGGCGGAUCAUGCUCUUUGCCGGUGGCCCCGCGACCGAGGGCCCUGGCAUGGUGGUCGGCCCCGAGCUGAGGGAGCCUAUUCGGUCCCAUCAUGACAUUGACCGUGAUAAUGUCAAGUACUACAAGAAGGCACUUAAGUUCUAUGACAAUCUCGCCAAGAGAGCCGCUCACAAUGGCCACACCGUCGACAUCUUUGCUGGCUGUCUCGACCAAGUCGGUCUCCUGGAGAUGAAGGGGCUCUGCAACUCCACCGGCGGCCACAUGAUCUUAACGGACAGCUUUACUUCGUCCAUGUUCAAGCAGUCAUUCAUCCGCAUAUUCGAGAAGGACGCAGACGACAACCUCCUGAUGGGCUUCAAUGCCGUUCUCGAGGUUCUGACGACCAAGGAGCUCAAAGUAACCGGUCUCAUCGGCCAUGCUGUCUCGCUGAACAAGAAGUCGACAUCGGUGGGCGAGACGGAGUGCGGUAUCGGCAACACGUGCUCCUGGAAGAUGUGCGGCAUUGAUCCCAAGGCCAGCUAUGGCAUUUAUUUUGAGAUCGCCCAGGGCGGCCCGUCACAGCACCCGCAAAGCCAGAAGGGCAUGAUACAGUUCCUGACGUACUACCAACACUCGUCAGGCCAGUUCCACCUCCGCGUCACCACGAUUGCCCGGAACCUAAGCGGUCCGGCCGGCGAUCCUGCGAUUGCGCAGUCGUUCGACCAAGAGGCCGCCGCCGUGCUGAUGUCCAGAAUCGCCGUCUUCAAGGCCGAGGUUGACGACGGACCCGACGUGCUUCGCUGGGUAGACAGGAUGCUCAUCAGACUGUGCUCGAGGUUCGCUGACUACCGCAAGGACGACCCAUCGUCCUUCCGCCUGGAAAAGAACUUCACCUUGUACCCGCAGUUCAUGUUCCACCUGCGGAGGAGCCAGUUCCUGCAGGUAUUCAACAACUCGCCGGACGAGACGGCCUUCUAUAGGCAUGUCCUCAACCACGAGGACGUCAGCAACUCGCUCAUCAUGAUCCAGCCCACCCUGGACUCGUACACGUUCGAUCAGGAAGGUGGAGUUCCAGUGCUCCUGGAUUCCACGUCCAUCCAGGCGACCCACAUUCUCCUCCUCGACACUUUCUUCCACAUCCUCAUCUUCCACGGCGAGACGAUUGCCGAGUGGAGGAAGGCGGGCUAUCAGGACCAAGAGGGCUACGAGAACUUUGCAGCUCUCCUAGAGCAGCCGAAGGAGGAUGCUCGGGAACUCAUCAUGGAUCGUUUCCCUCUUCCCCGCUUCAUUGUCUGUGACCAUGGCGGCUCCCAGGCGCGUUUCCUCCUGUCCAAGCUCAACCCGUCGACCACACACACCUCGGGCGCCGGAGCGUACGGCGGCGUGGGCGCGCAGAGCGCGCAGACCAUCUUCACGGACGACGUGUCCCUGCAAACAUUCAUGGAGCAUCUGAUGAAGUUGGCUGUUAGCGGCACGAACUAGACGGUCCGGGAUGCGGGUUAUGUGCCAACCGCUGGGACCGGGCAGGUCACCAAAUGGGGGGUGGGGGGUUGGUUGAGUUGGG
This is a messenger RNA of Thermothielavioides terrestris NRRL 8126, 2513 nucleotides long. RefSeq lists its product as uncharacterized. Gene Ontology annotation, molecular function: GTPase activator activity; zinc ion binding. Gene Ontology annotation, biological process: COPII-coated vesicle cargo loading; COPII-coated vesicle budding; endoplasmic reticulum to Golgi vesicle-mediated transport. The transcript is spliced from 6 exons. The record is from RefSeq and is a predicted model, not a curated record. Gene Ontology annotation, cellular component: endoplasmic reticulum exit site; COPII vesicle coat. NCBI's taxonomy places the organism in Eukaryota, Fungi, Ascomycota, Sordariomycetes, Sordariales, Chaetomiaceae. The coding region runs from base 113 to 2431 and encodes 772 amino acids.